UCUCUGUCUGGAAGCGUCUCUGGUCGCGGCAGGGAGGGACUUGCGCGCAACAAGUCCGAGGACGCAGCUGCGACUGAUGGGAGCGAAUGACAGCGACUCUCCUCAACAAGUGUGUCCGAGCCAGGAAGCGGGAUUUAAACGGAAAAAUAUAUGUACAGUAAACCUUCUCACGGGCGAGUACCAUCUCCGGAGGAGUUUUGCGCUUUAAAGACGCGCUUUUGGAGGCGGAAACAGAAGGUGUCGGGAUGUGACAUGACUCGCCGGAGACGCUGGCGGGACGUCACCUGAGGGUCCGCGCAGCCAUGAGGCUGCUCCGCGCGCUUCUGCUUGUGUGGGUGCUGGAGUUCGGCUGGGCCAACAGGAACUGUCCCGACCUGAUUGUCGACACUUGUCACUGUUCGGCGGAGCGAUCCAAAGAGCUGAGCCGCCACCAAGUUCGGGUCAAAGUCGUGUGCGAUGACGCGGACCUGUUGGAGACCCUGCACCCCAGCUUCUUACCCAACAGAACCGUCUCCCUAAAUCUGAGCAACAACAAGAUCUCCCUGUUGAGGAACGGCUCCUUCUACGGCUUAGCAGCGCUGGAAAAACUGGAUCUGAGGAAUAAUUUGAUAAGCACAGUGGAGCCCUGGGCUUUCCGUGGUCUGCUGGCUCUGAAGAGACUAGACCUCUCCGACAACAGGAUCGGCUGCCUCUCGUCGGAAAUGUUCGCGGAUCUUGGCAACCUCUCGAAAUUAAAUCUGUCCGGGAACAUCUUCUCCACUUUGACGGCGGGACUCUUCACGCACCUUGCUGCUCUGAGAGUCCUGCACUUCAGCACGGAGACGCUGUUUUGUGACUGUCAACUCAAGUGGCUGCUCGUGUGGGUCAGAAGCAACUCUGUGAGGAUCGGCAACGACACCGUGUGCGUGUUCCCCACUCACCUUCAUGGCCUGCAGUUUCGGAACCUACGUGACCAGCAGCUCCGAUGUGCAGAUGGAUCUCUGGAGAUGCCGCUGUUCCAGUUGAUCCCCUCCCAGAGGCAGCUGGUCUUUCAGGGAGACCGGCUUCCCCUCCAGUGCACCGCCACCUACCUUGAUGCCUCGGUUGAGCUACGCUGGCGCCACAACGGCCGCGCUGUGACCACACAGGAGGAGCGAGGCGUCUACCUGGAGAAAACCUUGCUACAUGACUGUUGCUUGCUGACAAGCGAGGUCGUCCUCUCCAAUAUAGAAGUCGGCAUCGCCGGCUUCUGGGAAUGCGUGGUAACCAGUUCCCGUGGCAACGCAUCCCUGCAAAUGGAGAUCGUAGUUCUUGAAACGUCGGCGCCGUACUGCCCAGCUGACAGAGUCACCAACAACAAGGGAGACUUCAGGUGGCCGAAGACGCUCGCUGGCAUCCUGGCCUUCCAGCCCUGCGCCCCUGCCACUUUUGGCUCCGCCCCUCACCCAUCUGGCACGGUGUCGCACCGCUCCACCCCAAGGGAGAAGAAGGCCUGGCGCCGCUGUGACCGGACCGGCCGGUGGGACCAGGAGGACUACACUCAGUGCCCGUACGCCAGCGAACUCACCCGUGUGUUGCAUGAGCUCACGCAGAUCACUCUGAACACCACCAACGCCCGACCUCUGGGCCGGCAGCUUGUGGCGUUCACCAGCAAGGCCGCUCACUUCACUGACGUCAUGGACGUGAUCUUCGUCACCCACCUGGUGGAGAGACUCACCAGGUUGGUGGAGAAGCGCAGGGAGCUGGGAGACUACAUAUCCGACAUAGCCAGCAACAUGAUGCUUGUGGAGGAGCAUAUCCUGUGGAUGGCUCAGAACGAAGCACGGGCGUGCACUCGCAUCGUCCGGUGCGUGGAGCGCAUCGCCGACCUGACCCUGACCAGAGAGAACCGGGUCCUGUCCAAGGUGUCUGCAAACAUCGCUCUGGAGGCCUUCCUCAUUCGACCGUCCAACUUCCUGGGCCUGUCCUGCACCGCCCUCCAGCUCCCGCCUCCUCAACACGACUCGCACAAAGAGAUGACGGGGGAGUCGGACGCCACGAGGGAGUCUUUACUCAACUUCAAAUGCCACACCGUCAACAGCAGCAGCCCACCGGCCAGCCAGCUCAGCAGGAACUCAGUGGCGGUCGCCUCGAUCCAUUUACCGCUGGCUGACACGCACAUCUCCUCCUCUGCGCUGCAAUCUGUUGAUAACUCCACUUGCAGACUGCAGUUUAUAGUCUUUCGCAAUGGGAAACUCUUUCCGUGCACGGGGAAUUCGUCAAAUCUGGCAGACGAUGGGAAGCGCCGGAGCGUCUCGACACCAGUUGCUUUCACCAAAUUAGAUGGUUGCAGCUUCGGAGGCGCCGUGCGCACCGUCACUAUUGCUCUUAGGCACUUCGCACUGGGCGUAGAUCCCACCGCAGCCUACUGGGAUUUUGACCUGCUGGAUGGACACGGUGGCUGGAGGGCAGAGGGCUGCCACAUAACCGGCUCCAGGGGCAACACGACCACCAUUCAUUGCACCCACCACAAUAACUUUGCAGUGCUGAUGGAUCUGAAGAAGGUGCUUCCAUUCCCCCCGUAUCCUGGGGAGUUCUUGCACCCGGUCGUGUAUGCCUGCACGGCGGUCAUGUUGCUCUGCCUCUUUGCCUCCAUCAUCACCUACAUAGUUCACCACAGCGCAAUCCGCAUCAGUCGUAAGGGAUGGCAUAUGCUCCUCAACUUCUGCUUCCACACGGCUCUGACCUUCGCUGUGUUUGCCGGCGGCAUCAAUCGAAUCAAAUACCCCAUCAUCUGUCAAGCAGUUGGGGUCGUGCUGCACUACUCAUCUCUGUCCACCAUGCUGUGGCUCGGGGUGACGGCCAGGAACAUCUACAAACAGGUUACCAAGAAACCGCCACAGAGCCAAGACGCCGACCAGCCUCCUCCUACCAAGCAGACGCUGUUGAGGUUUUAUUUAGUCAGCGGUGGAGUGCCUCUCAUCAUCUGUGGGGUCACAGCAGCCGUCAAUAUUGACAACUACGGCAGCGGAGAGCAGGCGGCGUUCUGCUGGAUGGCGUGGGAGCCGAGUCUGGGCGCCUUCUUUGGCCCGGUGGCCUUCAUCUUCUUAGUGACAUGCAUCUACUUCCUGUGCACCUUCCUCCAGCUGCGGCGCCACCCUGAGAAGAAGUAUGAGCUCAAGCAGCUGUCGGAGGAGCAGCACCGGUUGGCUUCCAUCGACAUUCCGACCCACUGCCACCAGAGCGCGGAGCCUGCGGCGCUAACGUCACCACCCGGUGGGAGUAGCUGCCCGGCAGGGUGCCCGGGGGUCCCUAUCAAUCCAGCGCUCCUGGCUAAUGAGCACUCCUUCAGGGCUCAGUUACACACGGCGGCCUUCACGCUCUUCCUCUUCCUGGCCACGUGGACCUUUGGGGCGCUCGCUGUGACACAGGGUCAUUUCCUGGAUAUGAUCUUCAGUUGCCUGUACGGUGCCUUCUCUGUCACCCUUGGCCUCUUCAUCCUCAUCCAUCACUGUGCGAAGCGCGAUGAUGUCUGGCACUGCUGGUGCUCCUGUUGCCCUGGACGCCGAGCCAAUGCCUGCCCACAGGGGGCCGCUGCGGCUCGGCCCAAGGUCAACGUGAACGGGGACACACCGGGGCACAGUCACGGCCACAGCCACUGCCACCAUGACUCCCCAUGUCAAGGGAAAACUUUGAUGAGCUGCAGCGUGGCUCACUGCAAACACGCCACUCUUCCGUCCUCGCAGAACCAUGUGGUGUGUCUGGCGCCGGUGACGCCGUGCUGUGCCGCGCUGCACAGCCAGCAGCUGAUGGAGGAGGAACCUACCGCCACGCACGUCCUGCUCCACGCCGAUCCAGAGGGUUACCGCCCGGGAAUCCAGCUGCACUCCUGCCUCAAGAGCAGCACUAGGACUAAGAGCCGCCAUUUUAGCCGGCGAGCGGGAUCGGGUACUUGCAGCGCAGGAGGGGAGAGGGAGUUUGCAUAUCACAUCUCCUCGAGCGCGGACGGAGGCAGCGUGCACAGCUCGCACACUGACAGCCCACACAGCACGCACGAGCAUCACACCCACAUCUGUCCACACAUGGCUCACGAGGGCCACAUGGAGGGUCAUCACACGUGUCACGCCACUGCCGCACACGAGGCGCUGGCGUGCCACAACCCCUGCCACCGACACAUCUGCUGCGCCAAGGCAGACCUUUUCCCUUCCCUGUGCCCGGCUGAGACCAGCGACACGGGCGUUUUACUGUGCGGCUGCAGCAAAGCGGCCGAGGAGGAACCAAUGGCGACGCAUCACCAUUUGGAGUUGCACGCCCCGCGCAGACAAUCCUUCCCACAGAACCCUCCCAAUCAGAACGGAAUUCUAAAGGGAGGUCUGCACGAAGGACUCCUGUACAGCUCGGACAGCACGGGGAAUAUACGCACUGGACCGUGGAAGAAUGAAACUACUGUGUAGUCGGGGAUAGCCUCCUGCUUUAUAGAAUUAAAUGAGUUUAUUAACAACCGAAUCGUCACAAUCAGCGUGAAAUGCUCUUAUUUUUAACGUGCUCAUCUUUCUAUGUGUGCUGUUCUAAUGUACAGAAUUCUCAUGUAAAAAUGCUCCCGGAAGAGCAGCCAUCCAUGAACCGAAUUUUGUGAUCCGUGUCUCAUCCAGCCAUCCGUUGUAACUGAGGGUUAAUUCCAAAAGAUCCAUAAUAAUACAGAGCUCUCUCUAUAUACUAUAUAUACAAGAAAACCAACCGUUGUAUGUAUGAAUUUGUGUGUUUGUGCUCCGAAACCACACUUUUUCUUUUUUUUUUUUUUACUCUUCCAAUCUAUCAGCGGUGAACCUCCGGAUUUUAAGGACUCCACGUUGUAGGUGACUAAACCAGCAAAUCUAGAUUUCAUGGCUAUUUUUGCCUUCCAGACAAGAAACUGUGAAUAUCUGAUAGUUUUUAUAUAAAUAUCUAUACAUAUAUCUAUGAAGUACAACUAAAGAAGAAACUGCUUGAAGAGUGGAUCCCAGUCAAACCAGGAGAGUUGAGUUGUCUUGAUUUUGCUGUUUGUAUGAUGUCACCAAUGUGUUUCUUUUGUUUUGGAGAGAAGUAAAAAUACAGCAACAUCCACGUGACGGCUAUGUCUGCUUCCUGCCCAGGACUGGUUUUAUUUACCUGGAACACACAAGGUGCACUUUCACAUUCUGCUGCAACUUUCCUAAGGCAUACGGAUGAGAUGCUUCUUGAAAUUCGUUGGUGUAUGUUGGUGGUAUUGUUCUGUUGUCUUUGUUUUCCUUUUGGAUCAAGUACUGGGUUUGGCCCGACAACAUUCGACUCAUUCGUCUGUUGGCUUGUGAUCGAAGCUGGUCCGUUUUGCCGUGCAGCCAUAUGAAACUGUGAAGCUACCUGUAAAGCAGAAGGCAAUUCCUGGAGCUCAAAGCCGGCGUGCCGUUUUAAUUGUGUGCGUUUAAGUCUGUCUUUGGUUGCGGAAUCUUCCCUGCCCUGAUGAAACUGCUGUGUCACAUGAUUAGAAAUCCUCAUCGAUCAUCUUCACCAAUCGAUAUCCAGAAGCUUUAAUGGAUGGCAGAGGACAUAAAAGAUGCUAUCUAUUGAUUUCUCUUUUUUUUUCUCAGUUUGUUUUCCGUGAAUGAUGAGCGCGUGUGUGAAAUACAGCCGUUUCAGGAACAUUUCAAGGAAGCCACAACAUCCAGGAAUUCUCGCGGCAAACCCUGUUCUGCGCAGAACAGAAGGAACAUCCAGGAACUAGGAGUUAGAUCCACCCUUCCUCUGCACUCCUGUGUGUACAGAACUGCUCUGGCUCAUUUAUUUGCUGUGAGAUUCAUGGUAUUUUAUUUAUGAAUAAAAUAUGUCUGCGCAGCGUGGGGCACACAGCCUUUCAAGACAAGACAUCUUUGGCUUACCGCGAAGAAGCGUGUAGCAAUGUGAAACCUUCUGACUCACGCUACUGUAUAUAGCUGACACAAGUAUGAAAGAGCGAGUUAAAUUUGUCUCAACUUCUGAGCAGUGUCCCGCCGGCACCCGCCUGCUCAUUAGUGGGCGGUUAUCUACAGGUAGCUCUAAAAGUAGCAGGAACAACACCAGUAAAUCACUUCUACUUAACUCAAACGCUUGGUGUUUGCUGCUUGGGGUGUUUCCGCCUCUUCCAAAACAGGAUAUUGUCUGGUUGGAUCUCAUCUUAGCCCCUCAUUUGCAUGUAUGCAACCACUGGAAAAUGAAAGGCUCAUCCCCCGUUUUCAAGAUACAAAGGUGGGUUAGGAUUGUUUUUCAAAGCUGCUGUCUAUCAGAGUUGCUGAUGUGGAGCUCUGCCAUCUUCACGUUAGGUUAGAUGAAACACCGUAAGAAUAUCACUGAGGUUUGGUAUCACCAGUUCAGAGUCCGCCUUCUCGAAACAAGUUCAGUGGGCUCUGGUUGGAAACUCUGGCGACUGUGGUGCUCAACCACCAGGAUGAGCUGCCUGGUUGGCUUCCUCUGUGAUACUGA
Molecule: messenger RNA, 6432 nt
Organism: Synchiropus splendidus (mandarinfish)
Lineage: Eukaryota; Metazoa; Chordata; Actinopteri; Syngnathiformes; Callionymidae
Product: adhesion G protein-coupled receptor A1
Exons: 19
Coding region: 303-4412 (1369 amino acids)
Biological process (GO): G protein-coupled receptor signaling pathway; cell surface receptor signaling pathway
Cellular component (GO): plasma membrane; postsynaptic density; glutamatergic synapse
Molecular function (GO): G protein-coupled receptor activity; protein binding
Source: RefSeq, a predicted model, not a curated record